Messenger RNA from Closterium sp. Naga37s-1, 2046 nucleotides. The record is from the annotation of a GenBank genome assembly. NCBI's taxonomy places the organism in Eukaryota, Viridiplantae, Streptophyta, Zygnematophyceae, Desmidiales, Closteriaceae.
AUGACAGGGGGAGCAGCUGCAGCCUCUAAAUUGGGCGGCGCGGCGGCGAUUAAGUACGUCGCGGCGGGGUGGGCGGCAUUCACGGGGACGCACCUGGCGAUGUCGCACCCGCCCGUGCGCGAGGCGCUGAUCCACCAGCUGGGCGACGAGGGCAAGUUCCGCGGGCUCUACUCCGCCGUGUCCUUCGCCACCUUCGCCCCCACCACGUUCCUCUACAUCAGGUACGCGCGCGGGCACGGCGUGGUCCCCGGGUGGACGGCGCUGGCAGAGGGCAACAAGGCGGCGCACGCGGGGGGCGUGGCGCUGAAGGUGGCGGCGGCGGUGAUGUUCGGGCAGGCGAUCUCGACGCCCAACCCCAUCAUGGAGCGCGCCAUGCGCGCCGCGGACACGGGCAAAGACAAGGACAAGCAAGGGGAGCAGAGCGAGGGAGAGCAGCAGGGCAGCGAGGUGGCAGUGAAAGGCGUGUACCGCAUCACACGCCAUGCGCUCUUCACCUCCCUCGCCCUGCUCGGUGCUGGCAACAUGCUCACACGCCCCUUCGCUGGUGACAUGGUGUACUGGGCGGGGUACCCGCUCAUCUGGCUGCUGGGCUGCCCCCACCAGGACAUGCGGCAGCACGGCCAGCUGCCCGACCAGUUCUUCAAGGAGACCUCCUUCCUGCCCUUCGCAGCCAUUGCUGAGGGCAGGAACUCCCUCAAAGAAGCUCUCAAGGAAUUCAACAAGCCUGGCUGUUGGCUGGACGAACAUGUUGCGAUUCGCGCUGCUCCAACCACUUCUAAAUCCCUGCGGCGCUCCCUCACCGUGCUUCUCCCCGCUCUCCUCGCGCUCGUCGCGCUCCUCUUCUUCGUCGGCGCGUUUCUGAUUCUCCGCCUCCUGCGGCUGCUCUCCUCGGACUCACUACUACGCACGAGCGCGGGUCCCAUCGCUGCCGCUGCCGCCUCAUCGCACGUCGUUGCUGGUAUAGGCAUGCUCGCUGCCGCAGCAGUAACAGCAGUUCGAGAAAUGGUGACGGAUGGAGUAUCUUCCGUGGUCGACGCCACGGCUGCCGCUCUCUCUCCCUCUCUCACUGCCAGCAUCAGCAGCGCAUGGCUGCUCGCUCCCAGCCACCUCGUGUCUCCACCCCUUUCCUAUUCCCUCGCCCUGCUCUUCUCCUCAUCCCUCUCUUCCUACAACUCCGCACCGCUCACCUCCCCACUGGUCAUCCCUUCCGUUAUACCCCCUCCAUGUCUCGCCUCCCCCCUAGCCAUGCUCCUCCUCCUCUGCUCCCGCUCACUCAAACGCCUCUCCCUCUCCCUCCUGCGUCACACCGCUUCCCUCCUCCUCUCUCACUCCCAGUCCAUCCUCUACUUCUUCCUCCUCCUGCUGCUCCUCCAAGUCCUCGUUACAGCACCACUCGCUGCAGGCGUCAGGAAGUUGGUAACUGUGUGCCCCAUGGGAGCAGAGGAGGGAAAGAUAGCACUCAUGUGCCAUGCAUGGCUGCUCUUACUCCUCUGGCUUUCCGCCCAACCGCUCGUCUUGCUCCUGGGCCUGUGGGCCAUUGUUGUCUUGCUCCUCGUUGCUGCCCUCGUGGGCCACAGGGACGAUAUCCACCGUGGAAAGCACGCUGUGGAAAGUGCUGUUGGGGGCGAUGCUGCUGCUGCCUACCCUGCUAUUGCGAGUGCAGGCGGUAUCGCAGCAGUCGCAGCGGUCCCCACGCAUGCUGCCUUGCCAGUGCAUGUGCCUCGUGUGCCCUCGGCGACUGGCAUCACCUCUCAGCCCCGGCUCUCACAGCUGCGUGGCCACCUGCCUCUGCUGGCCCAGGCACUCAGGCUCGUCCUCACUCGCUCCCUGGGCACGGCAGCAGCGGUGGCGCUGCUGUUCAUCGUCUCGUAUGUGCUCUGCAUCGCACUCAACACCUGGCUGGCUGAGUAUGUGUUUGCCACCUUGGGGGUGCCGGGACUGCUGACGGGCGCUGCUGCCAUGCUGCUCACCGUGGCGCAACUGAUGGCCGUGCAGCUGCUCACCUGUGGCGGGCAUCACAGUGAGGAGCGUGUGCGCUUCUCUUGA